Messenger RNA from Pseudomassariella vexata, 1836 nucleotides. Its product is annotated as sodium/hydrogen exchanger family protein. Lineage: Eukaryota; Fungi; Ascomycota; Sordariomycetes; Amphisphaeriales; Pseudomassariaceae. The transcript has 5 exons. Gene Ontology annotation, cellular component: plasma membrane. Bases 1 to 1836 code for a protein of 611 amino acids. Gene Ontology annotation, biological process: regulation of membrane potential; sodium ion export across plasma membrane; proton export across plasma membrane. Gene Ontology annotation, molecular function: sodium:proton antiporter activity. The record is from RefSeq and is a predicted model, not a curated record.
AUGCCGACUCUUGACGUGAGCGAGUUGAAUGUGACCAUUGCCAUCAUUGGCGGAUUCAUGGUCAUUCAAGGACUAUUUUCAAUUCUGAUCAAAAGCCGACUCUUCCUCGGCGAAGCCCUACCUGCCAUGACCAUCGGCAUCGCCCUCGGCCCCAUCGCCGCCAACUUCCUCAACAACUCGCGUUGGGGCCCCGGCUCCCUGACCGACGCCGAAAAGUCGGCCAUAACUCACGGCUUCAUGCGCGUCCUCAUCAGCAUUCAGCUGCUCAUCGCGGGCUACCAGCUCCCCGCCCGGUACCCCUUAUCCAACAUGCGCGCCAUGUUCGUGGUCCUCAUCCCCGUCAUGACCAUCAUGUGGCUAUGCACAUCGGCGUGUCUCAUGGCCACGAUCCCCAAGGUCUCGUUGCUGGCUGCCAUGGCCAUUGGCGCCUGCGUCACAAGCACAGACCCCGUGCUUAGCCAGGCAAUUGCCAAGGGGAGGUUCGCCGAGAAGUAUGUGGCAAGGCCGCUGAGGGAGAUCAUUUCUGCUGAGGCCGGGGCGAACGAUGGGUUUGGGUUUCCGUUUUUGAUGUUAGCUACCUACUUGAUGAAGAGGUUGGAGCCGGAGAGGUUUCAUGGUGGUGGUGAUGGUGACAAGAGCAGGGGACUGGACGUGCCGGGGGCGGUGACUAUCGCUGGGGCUCUAGUCAGGCGGUUGGGCGAAGCGGGUCAGAAGAAUCCAAGCCUUAUUGAUCCCACUAUUGGGAUUGUUAUGGAAAACUGGGGAUUGGAGACGUGGCUCUAUACUGUUGUCAUGUCGGUCCCUUAUGGUGCAGUCAUCGGAUUUGGGGCGGGAAAAGCCAUCAAGUACUGCUUGCGCCGUAAAUGGAUCGAUGAAGAGAGCUACCUGCUCUUCCCGGUUGCUCUUGGUCUAUUCGUCGUUGGCACGUGUGGAUGUAUCGGCACUGACGAUCUUCUGGCCUCUUUCUGCGCAGGCUGCGCUCUCAACUGGGACGGCGAGUACCUAGCUGAAACAGAAGAGCGUGACGACGAAGUCAACUCGAGCAUCGACGUGCUCCUCAACUUGACCGGGUUCAUGUACGUCGGCAUCAUCAUGCCCUGGAGCCAAUUCCACGACCCCCACGGGACAGGCAUCACCAUUUGGCGUCUUCUUGGACUAGGCUUUAUGGUUCUCCUCUUCCGGCGCAUCCCCGCCCUGCUCAUCAUGUACAAAGCCAUGCCCAGUUGCGUCAAUAACUGGAAAGAGGCUAUCUUCAUGGGCUACUUUGGCCCCAUAGGCGUCGGUGCCGUAUUCUAUGUCGAGCACGCCAAACCGCUCUUUCCCCCCUUAGGCAAAGCCGACACAAUGGAAGACAACCUGCUGCGCGCCCUCGUACCCUGCGUCUACUUCCUUGUCUUCUUCAGCAUCGUGGUGCACGGCCUCAGCAUCCCCGCCUUGAACGCCAUCUACCAGUACUACGACGUAGCACCCGUAACCGACGACGCUGUCCAGGUCCGGCGCAAGAGCAAAGCCAUUGCGACGCCCGUCAACGCCCGUCCUGAUGAUGAAGACAGCGAUUACUUCGUCGCAUAUAACCGAUUCAGUCGGCCCGGGCAGGGACACCGGCGCACGGUUGCUUUGGAGGGGCUGCCGGUGUCUAAUAAUACGAUGAGAGAAAGCCAUAAUGGUAAUAGGCGGAAGGAAGAACGAGAAGGAGAGCGCGGCGAUGUUAUUGGACGGGCUGAUACUAUUGCCGAGAUAGUGGAGGAGGGUAGAAUGAGUUGGGGGAUUGACUCGGUGGAGGAGGAGAAGGUGAGGGCUCAGUCUAGGGCUGAGAGUUUGACUAAGUUGGGGUGA